CGCAUGCGUGACUGCACAAAAAACGGACCAUCGAAACAGACCGACUUCUACGCUAUAUUACUUUCAAGAGUUAUCUUACCUAAAGUAGUUUGAAAUGUAAUGUAUUUGCCUUAAUCUAUGUUUGAUAUACCUUACAAAAGGCCGUCAUUUUAUAUGACCGUAUUUGUGUGAUCUCUAGUGCAAAUUCGUUCUGUGGUAGUGUAGUUUGUUUGCAAUAUUUGGCAUGUAGCUGGCGGGAAGUGAAAAUGUUAUCAUAUUUAUCUCUUUAAGAUAUUUUCAUCAAUUAGCCAAUGGAAGGUGUCUUUUUAACCAGGGCGUGGCCCGCUUAAUGUUUUUGAGAAUCACGGUCGAUUAAUAUGAGAAAAGUACUUGCACCGGGGGUUUUUCUGGAUGGUAGCGUCCCACUGGAAAGAUCCGCUCGCUCUGACAUUUCCACCACAAUGUCUCAGUCAGAGACGUGUUGCAUUUGUGGGGUGAUGUUUGUGAGGGGGCCCAAGGGUUACAACAGGAGGAAAGUCACCACGCUGACCAGCCCCAAGACCUUCCAGCUCGUCUUUGACAUCACUCCUGAUGACUCAUCCUUCCUCUGCUGGGUCUGUCUUGGUGUGCUCAGAAGGAAAACCAAGCAGGAUGGGAAGCUUUGGACUUGGUCAGAUUUGCCAACAAAAGUUGGCAGACCUCGAAAGCCCCGUGCUGAAAUACCAAGCUCAUCCACAACAUUAUCCAAUCAAACUCCAAUUAUAACCAACCCAUCCUCUUUAUCCAUAGAAGAAGAGUGCAUUGCUUCUAAAAAAAACAAACGGAGGCCAGUUCGUCAGUGGGACGGGGAGAAAUGGACCACCUUGACUUCUCGUUCCCCAGAAUCCCAUUCAACGACCAUCAGACGACCUCAAACGCCCAUAGCCCCAACCACACACUCCUCAACACCAUCAAAUCAAGUAAAUUCCUCAACAUUAUCAAGUCAAACUUCAAAUCACAUCAGUUCUCUGUUCUCCUUUGGAGAGAGGACAACAAAAAGAUGUCCGAAGGCACCCCAAUCUACAACACACUCCACACUCCUGUCUCCGUUCCCCGUUGAAGAAGGUAUAAGACCCAAGAAGAAGAAGCUCCCUUUCUCCAAGACGAAGCAGAGCUAUGGGUUUGGCCCUCAUGCCAAGGCCCUGCAUUACAUGCACAGCCACCAGCACCUGAAGGCCUUCAGGUCCCUGAUGAAGACCAAAGCUAGAGAAGCCAUGACCCUUUUCCUCGCCGAGGUCAUCGCCCAGGAGAGUAAGGUAUUGAUGAAGGACCAACAUGGGCCAUUGCGUCAGCCGCUGACUGAGGCGAGUGUGAGUGGAUUUUCCUGGGACGCGGUUCUAGCGUGGGGGGAAGAAAAGGCCCCUAUGACCCUGGCCUGUCUUAGGGCCAUGUUCCCCAAACCCAACACCAUCAGGACACAGGUUAUGAUGGGAGCAAGGAAAACGAAACGCCCGAGGACAGAAGAGGCGGCAGGUGAUAUGGUCAGCCAGAGGGCGGGGCUUAUCCUGGCCAUCGUCCUCUACACCUCCAUGCAGAAAUGCAACUUCAUCCAGGCCUCUCUGGGGGUCGAGUUCUGGAAACAGGGCUGUCCUCUCAGCGUGUUGAAAGCCCUCAGUGCCCUGGGGGUGUGUCCCAGUGCUGCCUCCACCAGGAGACACGCAGAGAGGCUGACAACCGGCUUUGAUCCUCCUCAGCAGGACCGGACAGAGGGGGUGGUGGUGGAGGAGCCUGGGGACUCCUUUUGUAGAUCUGAGGAUGAGAGUCAGACUCAGAGUUGUUCUGAGGAGUAUUCCAGUUCCUCCCCGACCCACUCUCUGAACUGGUUCUCGGACCAAUCCCACUCCAGAGACGGGUCCUGGUCCGAUCAGAGUUCCAGACCUGACUCCAGGAGCGACGACUACCAAGGCCCUACUCAGAGGCCUGACUCCCGGGAGUACCAGAAUCUGAUCAAAGAACAUGGUUACCACAAAGUCCAGAAACCUACAUUGAGUCGAUGGACAAAGAACAGUGAGGACAAAAGGGAGGCAAAGGAAAAACCUGUUCAAAACCCCAAGAGAAGGAAGAUGACGAAAAAGAAACCUGCUCAAUCGCCUCCAGUAGUAAACACAACUGGUGCGCACCGUUCAGACAUGGAGACUUCUCAAAUAAGUAAGGUAAACAUGGAAGUCGUUCAAACGUCUCAAGUAGACAACACACACGUGGAAGUCGUUCAAACGUCUCAAGUAGACAACACACACGUGGAAGUCGUUCAAACGUCUCAAGUAGACAACACACACGUGGAAGUCGUUCAAACGUCUCAAGUAGACAACACACACGUGGAAGUCGUUCAAACGUCUCAAGUAGACAACACACACGUGGAAGUCGUUCAAACGUCUCAAGUAGACAACACACACGUGGAAGUCGUUCAAACGUCUCAAGUAGACAACACACACGUGGAAGUCGUUCAAACGUCUCAAGUAGACAACACACACGUGGAAGUCGUUCAAACGUCUCAAGUAGACAACACACACGUGGAAGUCGUUCAAACGUCUCAAGUAGACAACACACACGUGGAAGUCGUUCAAACGUCUCAAGUAGACAACACACACGUGGAAGUCGUUCAAACGUCUCAAGUAGACAACACACACGUGGAAGUCGUUCAAACGUCUCAAGUAGACAACACACACGUGGAACUCGUUCAAACGUCUCAAGUAGACAACACACACGUGGAAGUCGUUCAAACGUCUCAAGUAGACAACACACACGUGGAAGUCGUUCAAACGUCUCAAGUAGACAACACACACGUGGAAGUCGUUCAACUCGGCGAUACAAACAAGAAACCUGCUCAUAUAAGUGAGACAAAUGUACAACCUGCUCAAAUGUCUGUAAUGAGCGAGACAAACAUGGAACAAAUUAAGAUUCCUAAAAGAGGCAGGCCAAGGAAGGAACUUGCUCAAAUGUCUGUAAUGAGCGAGACAAACAUGGAACAAAUUAUAAUGCCCAAAAGAGGCAGGCCAAGGAAGGAACUUGCUCAAGUAAGUAAAACAAACAUAGAACACACUCAAACUCCACAAAUAACCGACACACACUUGGGACCUGCUCACAAGCUCAGAAGUCCAAGGAAGAAACCUGUCCAAACACCCCAGGUAACUGACACACAAAACAAACCCAUUCAAGUAAGCAAUACAGACAUUAAACUUGCUGAGACAAACAAAGAAUCUUUUGUACAGGCCAAGAAUGGGAGGCCAAAGAAGGGAUUCGUUCGAAUUCCACAAUUAACCGACACUUGCAUGGAACCCAUUCCGGUAAGCGAGGUAAACACGGACACCACUUUAAUGCCCAGUAGCAUGAGAUCAAGGAAGAGACCCAGACAAGUUCCCCAAGUAUCCGGCACAAACCAAGAACUAACUCAAAUACCCAAAAUAACCAAAACCAACAAGGAACCCUCCGAAAUGCUUCAGAAAAUGGACACACAUAUGGCACCUGCUGCAACAUCUAAAAGAGGGAGGACAAGGAAGGGACCAAUUGAAAUGUUCCAAGAAACCGACUUACACACAGAACCCGGUCUAAUGCCUCAAGCUGGUGAAAUGAAUCAGCAACGUAUCGAAGGACGGGAAAUAAAUAAAGAACCCGCUGAACCCCAAAAACUCGCUAGAAAGGCUAAAGGAAAUCAGACAAAGAAAGUACCUGCAAAGACACCUGAAAAACUAGAUCAAAUAAAAUGUAUUCCAAAGCGCAAAAGAGGCAGGCCAAGGAAAGAACUUGCUCAAGUAAUCAACACACGCAAGCAAACCGCUUCAAUGCAUCAAAUAAGCAAAACAGGCAAAGAAUCUGCUCUGACCCGGGAAAUAAAAAUUAUUGUCAAUAGGAUGGAAAGCUGUAGUGCUGCUGAAAUGCCCCAAAUACGUGAGAUGAACAAUGAACCUGUUCAAGUAAGUGCGGAAAACUUUGAACCUGUUCAAAGACUGAGUGGGGGGUUAAUGGAGGGACUUGUUCAAAUGCCCCAAUUAAGCUGCAAGGACAUGGAACCUGGUAAGUUAGGCAGGACCAUCAUGGAAACCACUUCAACAGCAGAAAGGACUGACAAAGAACCCGUUCGAAGGCCUCAAGCGAAUGAAACCGAAGCAGAAGUUGCUCAAACAUCUCAGAUAAUGGAAACGAUAAAGGAACACAUUCAAGUAACCAACACAGACAAGGAAACCGCUUCCGUGCCCAAUAGAAGCUGCACAGACAUGGAACUUGCUAAAAGGUACAAAAUGAGUGACUUUCAGACCCGGGUAAUAAGAAUAGUUGACACUAGGAUGAGGGCAAAUGAAUCUGUUUCAAUGCUUCAAGUACACGACACAAACCAGUACCCUGAACCUGCUGCAACACCUGAAAUAAGCAACACAAACAAACAACCCACGCGAGUGAUCAGAAUAGUUGUUAACAGGAGGAUACCGGCAGACAUUUGUAGUCACACCCGGAAAAGCCUGGAGUGUCUGGCUGAGGUAGCAGCCAAAUGUGCUCCGUUAGAUGUUCAAUCUGCCGAAGAGGAUGGAUAGAUAGACGCAUGUUACUUAUCAUUAUAACAAACUUCACAACAUGACGUCUCAGGAAGAAAAAAGAAUGUGUGAAAGGGUAUAACCCUAACCUAAGGGGUGGGGAAUAGUCUGCCUCUUGUCUUCUUCUGUAUUCGUUUUACUGUAAGUGUACAUACCAGGCCUUUUGUCUUAUCAAAUGAACAAGGUGGAGAAGACAAUUGCUAUGUACAUAAUCCCAGCAACCUUCUGUGUUUUUGUCAUUGUGUCCACUGUGGAUUUAGUGUAUUUGUUCAUCUUAUCCCAUUUUGUGUUUAGUUGUUCUGAUUGUACUUCUGUGGUUGUUGACAAUGUAAUAAAAAUGUAUGUGUUUUGUACAAAGGGAAUUCCUGCAGUCAUAGUAUCCAUGCUAAUUUCAGGGUACUUGUUUUCAUUACACUUACAAAUGUAAUUUGACUAAAAGCAAAGACUGUGAACCGAAAACAGAUUUGCCCACAAAUCUUCAAACUAGAAAAUAAAUCAUUAGAAAACAACCACAGCGUU
This is a messenger RNA of Salmo salar (Atlantic salmon), 5060 nucleotides long. The record is from RefSeq and is a predicted model, not a curated record. NCBI's taxonomy places the organism in Eukaryota, Metazoa, Chordata, Actinopteri, Salmoniformes, Salmonidae.